UUAUAGCCGUUCAAUAAUAAGAGACGGGGAACAGCUAACGUUGCUGAUUCUUUAUCUGACAGAUUGAGUGUCGGAGAGGAUCAGAAGACGUGUUCAGAGGACACCAGAGUGAGCUGGCCUUUCUCUGAGCCAUGGACUGGAAGACUUUUCAAGCCCUGCUCAGCGGGGUGAACAAAUACUCCACUGCAUUCGGCCGGAUAUGGCUCUCAGUGGUUUUUGUGUUCAGGGUCAUGGUUUAUGUCGUAGCGGCAGAAAGAGUUUGGGGUGAUGAGCAGAAAGACUUUGACUGCAACACCAAGCAGCCGGGCUGCGCAAACGUCUGCUAUGAUUUCUACUUCCCCAUUUCCCACAUAAGACUAUGGGCUCUGCAGCUCAUCUUCGUCACGUGUCCAUCACUAAUGGUGGUCAUGCACGUGAAAUACCGUGAGGAACGUGAACGCAAAGCCAAAGCAAAACUCUACGCCAACACGGGAAAGAAGCACGGUGGACUGUGGUGGACGUAUCUGAUCAGCCUUUUUGCUAAGACUGGCAUUGAGAUCACCUUCCUGUACAUCCUCCACCACAUCUACGACAGCUUCUACCUGCCAAGGCUGGUGAAGUGUGACGUCCAGCCAUGUCCCAAUGUUGUGGACUGUUACAUUGGCCGGCCCACAGAGAAAAGAGUCUUCACUUAUUUCAUGGUGGGAGCGUCAGCGCUCUGCAUAGUGCUCAGUGUCUGCGAGAUCAUCUAUCUGAUCGCCAAACGCAUCAGCCGCUGCGCUAACAAAUACAAGCAGCAUGACAAAAGAAGCACACCGAUUAAUCAGCGAUAUCGAGAUGAGGACAGCAACUGCACUAUUCCUUUGCACGAGCUGGAGAGCAAGCCCGAGUAUAAACCAGAGACUAAAGAAGACUUUAGGUCUGAAUAUAAACCUGGCCCUAAACCGCAGUUUAAAUCUGAAGUCAAGCCCACUUUUAAGCCAGCCUACAGGUUGAGUGUAGACAUGAGAGCGUCUGCUCCAAAUCUCUCAGCACCAAUGUACAAAAUACAGUCUGGUAUCAUCUAAAGAUCUUCUUUCUUUUCUUCUCAAGUCAUCUGGAGGCAUAAAGACGUUUUGAAUGUCUGGACAAUCUCAAAGUCUUUCACUGUCCAUCAGGAUCUGUAAAAUAAUCAGUAAUGGGAGAUGGAAGAUGCUUUAUGGCAGAUUCAGGAACAUUUGCCCAGAAGCUGCCAGAUUAAAUGUUUUACUAAAUGGUGCAGUGGUGGUUGCCAGCCUAGUUCAGAACCAGCUCAAACACCUGCAUUUUUACAAUGGUUUCUUGAACUGAAUGAGGACUGAAAGCGUUGCCUUUCUUCUGGUUCAUUCUUUCUUCUAAAGAACAAAGGUGAAAACCUAUGAAAAACAACCUGAGAGUUAUCAAAUAACCAGUAAGGCAUUCAUGGAGAACACACCUUACAUACAAAACCCACCUCCGCCUUCACACGCACACAGAACAACAGGCGGAAGUGUGGAGCUCCAGAAGACGUCAUGGAGAUACUGUCCUUUUACAGUGUCUCGUUUCUCAAUGUCCUGGUAUUUGUCACAAAGAUCAGAUCAAAGAUUUGUAGUUGAUGUUGUUUCAGCUAUCAAUGUUUCAUAAGCGAGGCUUAAGGUUUACGUGUAAACACACCUGAUCUCUUUUUUUGAACUCAGAUCCUCAUGCUGGAAAAAUUAAUGGAAAAGAUACCACCGUCUCCAUAAGAUGGAGAUUAAAGAAAGUGUAUCACCCAUUUUGUGUUAUGAGCUGCUCUUACCAGAGCUAACCUUGGCAAGCAUUUGUAAAAGUCUGACUUUGUUCAGACUUGCUGUUAUGAUCUUGUUACAUUUAGCCAAGAUGUAUCAUUUUGCUGCACAGUCUGCCUGUUGAAAGAAAUACUGAAUAUUUGCCUGUUGUAACAAAUACUGAAUCAACGCACUUUCAUUUUAUAUAAAAAUAUUUUCAGGUUAUUUUUUUAAUGGCAAAAAUGGAGCUCUGGUUUUGUAUUAUAUUCUUUUAUGGCGUUAUUGUGAUUUUUAGAAUGUUUUUUAAAGAUGAUUCCUUUUGAUACUGUUUAAAUAAAAUAUAUAA
Danio rerio (zebrafish) is the source of this 2088-nucleotide messenger RNA. It is a transcript of the gene gjb3, whose product is annotated as gap junction protein beta 3. NCBI's taxonomy places the organism in Eukaryota, Metazoa, Chordata, Actinopteri, Cypriniformes, Danionidae. The record is from RefSeq and is marked validated. Gene Ontology annotation, cellular component: connexin complex; gap junction; plasma membrane. Gene Ontology annotation, biological process: cell communication; transmembrane transport.